This is a messenger RNA of Fusarium verticillioides 7600, 1479 nucleotides long. RefSeq lists its product as hypothetical. The transcript has 2 exons. The coding region runs from base 1 to 1479 and encodes 492 amino acids. The record is from RefSeq and is a predicted model, not a curated record. Lineage: Eukaryota; Fungi; Ascomycota; Sordariomycetes; Hypocreales; Nectriaceae.
AUGUUCUGCCUUGGUUACCUCGUCGAGGGCCGGGCUUCGCCAGUAACAAAGAAAAAGUCUGUUACCACUUUCGUGGCGGUGACCGAAGAUGGCCGCGUCGAUUUGCUCGGUCCUGAUGUCUACGCCAACGCCGACUUCGACAUGCAAGCUGCCAUCGCAUUUGGGUUCUCGGCAGAUGCUGAGGCAAUUCAACAGCAGACCCCGUUCUCCUGCCAGGGAUCCCAAUGCAUCUUUGAGGACUGGGAGUCGUUAUCGGUGUGCAGCAUGUGCUCCAACAUAACCGACCAUCUCGAGACAAAUACACUAAGCAACGGGGGACUGUACAAUGACCUUAAGUUCGACCAGAGCUAUGCGCAGGCUGGACGGAACAGCACCGAGUAUUCGCUACCGAAUGGCCUAUUCCUGAACAACAUCGACGACGAAUAUGGCCCUAGUCAGUCCAUGGUCUACAUGACAAUGAGCGGCACGGCAGACCCUGACAGCACUGUUGCCAUGAGCUAUAUUGACACUCUGAUCUGGGCACAAACAGUCAUCAAAGUGGCCACUAAGCCAAACCCAAACUCGCACGACACCUGGCCAAGCUUUGGAGUCAUGGCCUCAGAAUGUGCUCUUUAUUACUGUGUCCGGCGCUACGGCAAUGCAAAGUACAACAACAGUCAAAUCAGCUUCACGUCAGAAAAGCGGAAGGACGUGGAGAGGGACCCGGAGUCUUGGGCAUCGUUGGCCUCGCUCCUCCAGGCCAGUGACGGCGUAUCAGACACAGUCUUGAAGAGUCUGGCCUACCACCCUCACGAUUCAUUCAUAAGGCGAACAGACCUACGACUUCGCAGUGCUGACGGAAUGACUGCAUGGAAUGUUUCCGACACGGCUGUCUAUGGGAUUAGCUACUACAUGCAGACAUUUUUCGCCAGCUGCCUGAACAGAGAAAAUUGCACCCAAGCUGUAGAAGAUUGGGUCAUUCCUAACGGCUUCUACCUAUCCGCUUCUUCUAGUGGCGGGAGGCAAAGGGAGGACUAUCGCCCUAGCACAGCAAAGGUGCUUUGGGAGACCGACGACAUCGAGCCAAUCUUCAAGAAUGUUGCGGCAAGUAUGAGCAAUGCUCUGCGUCGCGGUGCCGAUGGUGAGGUGAAAGGGAAAGGCACUGUGCUAUCAUUCACUACAGUCUACAAGGUGGUGUGGCCUUGGAUGACCCUACACUGCCUCCAGGAGAUCAUAGCCCUGUUUAUUCUGGUAUCAACUAUCUGCUCGACGCACCGGCGAUCAAAUAUCAUCGAUGUCUGGAAGUCGAGUGAGCUCGCUGUUCUUUCUAAGGGCGCCACUAUUAGUACUAUACUAGGGGGACUCCAUACAAGCCAGAAGCUUGAGGAAAAGGCAAAGAAGACGAAGGUUGAUUUGUUUAAGACGUCCAAAGAAGCUGGGCUAAACGCCUCGGACAAUCUCUUACCGACUGGCCAGGACACACCAGGAGAUGAAAGCUAG